CUUGGUACUGACCCCUCCACAGAACUUCAAGACUUGCCCCGAGAAAUCUUUGCUGUUGAUCCAACCAGUAUGUGUUCAACUCCAAACACAGAGGUUCUCUAUAGGUGCAGGAAAUGCAGGCGUGCUCUGUUCCGUAGUUCCAGCAUUUUGUCCCACAUGGAAGGAAGCGGACCGGCGGCCUUUGCCCACAAGAGGAUAACGGACUCUGCUCAGCUUUGCGGUGAUGGCCGUGAAAAGUGUACAUCUUACUUCACCGAGCCCGUGCAGUGGAUGGAGCCAGCGUUGCUUGGAGUAAUGGAAGGACAGCUUCUGUGUCCCAAAUGCAUGUCGAAGCUGGGCUCCUUCAGCUGGCGGGGUGAGCAGUGUUCCUGUGGCCGCUGGGUGACUCCGGCCUUCCAGAUCCACAAAAGUAGAGUGGAUGAAGUCAGGAUGGUGCCAGUUGGUAACUUCCAAGCUGCCAAAACCUGA
Pterocles gutturalis (yellow-throated sandgrouse) is the source of this 468-nucleotide messenger RNA. It is a transcript of the gene DUSP12, whose product is annotated as dual specificity phosphatase 12. The annotation marks the transcript as partial. Lineage: Eukaryota; Metazoa; Chordata; Aves; Pterocliformes; Pteroclidae. The record is from RefSeq and is a predicted model, not a curated record. Gene Ontology annotation, biological process: protein dephosphorylation. Gene Ontology annotation, molecular function: protein tyrosine/serine/threonine phosphatase activity. The transcript has 3 exons. Gene Ontology annotation, cellular component: nucleus.